Anopheles bellator is the source of this 4150-nucleotide messenger RNA. RefSeq names its product enhanced level of genomic instability 1 (gene elg1). The coding region runs from base 34 to 3672 and encodes 1212 amino acids. Gene Ontology annotation, molecular function: ATP hydrolysis activity; DNA binding; DNA clamp unloader activity. The record is from RefSeq and is a predicted model, not a curated record. NCBI's taxonomy places the organism in Eukaryota, Metazoa, Arthropoda, Insecta, Diptera, Culicidae. Gene Ontology annotation, cellular component: nucleus. The transcript is spliced from 4 exons.
CCUGCGGCGAAAAGUAAGGUGAUUGCGGAGAACAUGACUUCGGUGCUGAAGUCGCUCAAGAAACGUAAACACGCAAAGAAACACGCCCGCAUCAGGCAAGCGGCGGCAUUGGGCGAAUGUUCCGGCGCUGCCAGUGUGAAAGGGCGGGAAAAGAUGAAUGAAUCCAAUGUUUCUAAGCGACGUACUUCACCGCGAAAGAGCAAUAGCGCAGCGAAACAGGCCAAAAAAGGUCUGAAGGAACUACAACCGCAAACGAGCGCAACGGAUGAAUCCCCCGUGCCGUCUCCUUCAACCGUCGGCACCGACAACCAGGUGGAAAAGAACGCUGGAAAGGAGAAUAAAAAGGUCAACGCCUUUCAGUUGAUGAUGAAAUCACGCCACAAGAGCAUCGGUUCGAACUCACCCGGCAAGGAACGCCAACCGUCACCGGCGAACGGAAACGAGCUGCCGCCACAACAGGAACAGAAGGCCAAACGCAAACUGCAGCUCGAACAGUGGGCCGAAAGGAAAGGGGCCGGUAAACGGAAGUUUCGCGAAGACGCCGAUGGUGAGUACAUCGAGCGCCAGCUGAACAAGCGUGCGAAACGGUUGAAAAAGCUUAUCAACAAUAUGCAACCGGCGGAGGAUGAUAGCGAUGUGGAGGAAGUAACGAUUGACACCAGUUCUCAGAAUGGUCAUCAGAAACAAGCACGUAACGGUACGGUACAAAACUCCCCUGCGUUGGACAAAGGCGAUACCGAGCAAAAGGCCAAGAAAGAAACCGAAAUCAGUGCUACGAAAGCAACCAAGCCGACAGCGAAAGUCGAUUCGGAUGACGAAUUUUUACGGAAUCUUUCUUCGCCGCGCAAAAAGAAAGACAGUUUGCUGGGGUACUUCAACAAAGUGUCACCACAGAAUGGGGUGACAAAAGAUUCACCGCCAUCGACAUUAACGAACCGCAAAAAGAAAUCAACGCCUCCGGCGCCUCUCAUUAACGGUAAAGGUGGCCCGGAAGAUCUGACAACACCGAACGAGGAACGACAAGAAGCGACAGGGACCCGUCGUUCACGGCGAUCGUGUGCGAAUCGUAUCAAGGACUAUGCGGCCAUUGACCGGGACAGUCCACAGAAGAGUGUCGAAAAGAAGAAAUCGACACCGAUCGUUACACCACUGAAAAUUAUUAACGUCCAAUCACCAACCGCCAUGAAAGUAGUCCGCAGUCCUUCGCUUCAAAUGUUUAAUACUGCGAUGAACCGCGACGCAGCAGCAAACUCCGUGUCGUCUAUCCCCUCGACACCGAAGAGCGUCAAGCUUGCUCCGUUGUUUGUAAAAGAGCGACCACCGAAGGUACCGGCAAUAGAUCCGGAAAAGGCCCGAGCGCGCCAACUGUUUCUGAUGUCCGGAUUGCCGGACAAACUGCGCCAAGAGAUAGACAAACGGGCGGCGUAUGAAGAUUUUAUUCUCAACGAAUCGCCCGUGUUCCCACUGGUCAGUCACGUCACUCAGCUUGAACCAGCGGAAGAGGAACGAUUAAACGGUCGCCACGUGGCAGAUUUCAUCAACAGUUGUAUUAAGCUGCGUCCGCCGGUCGUGGAAUCGCCAGCCGCAAAAAAGUCGGAAGCUAAGACCCUCAAUCGGAAGAUACUGUUCGGAACGUUCACGACGUGCAAUGGGUACGAUUAUGAGGACGCACUCGAGCGGUGUAUAAGCGAGGAUCGCCAUGAGCAGUGCGUCGAUGGCGAGCUGCCGGAAGUGGCCAACGUAAAGGAAAUUGUGCGCGAGUACAAGCAACGCUAUCAACACUUUCCGGUGUACAAAUGCUACAAACAGUUCCGUGCGAUCUACGAGCAGCACCAACAGGAAGGCCAGGCCGAGGAUACGAAACCGAGCGAUUCACGAGCCUCGCAGCAUGACGAAAGUAUCGAAUUUAUCGAACCGAUGCCGGCAGGCUGCCGGAACGGUGAGCUGCUAUUUACGGAGAAGUACAAACCUCAGAGCACCGAUCAGAUACUGGUUAACUUUGUGCCGGCGACGAUUCUGAAACGCUUCCUGAUGCCCUGGCAGGACGAUGGAGGAAGCGGAGUCAAUGUUGGUAGGAGGGCAGGCCUCGUGAAUGGAGAUUAUUUCACAUCCAACAGCAACAGUGGCGACGAGGAGCACUCGAACGAUAGCUCCAAUGGAACGAGCUGCAACCAUGUGGUUCUGGUGGGACCAUCCGGAUGCGGCAAAACGUGUAACGUGUACGCGGUGGCCAACGAGAUGCACUUCCAAGUGCUCGAAAUCAACGCCAGCAGUCGGCGAAAAGGGCGCCUCAUUUUGCAGGAACUGCUCGAAGCCACCCAGAGCCACCAGGUGCGAAAGGGCUCAACCGAUGGCUUGCUGGUGGGUGGUGGUGUCCGUGCCGCUACGGGCAAGGGUGUUGGGGGGCGGCUUCCUGUGGCCAGCCUGCUCAACAAUUGCCUCCAGCGCCGCCCUUCCUGCAGUGACGGAACGCCAUCCAAGAGUAAACUUUCGCUCAUCCUCAUCGAAGAUGUGGACAUUGUGUUCGAGCAGGACGAAGGAUUCCUCGGGGCGAUCAAUCAACUGGUGGCGAGCUCGAAGCGACCGAUUGUGCUGACCACAACUAAUCCUUCCUGUCCGCACCUGGCCCGUUAUAUGAACCGCCACAAUGUGAUUCGCUACGUCGCGCCCGGUAUCGAAAAUGUGGCCAAAUUUCUUUCCCUCUUGGCGCUCGUCGAACGUGUACCGAUCGAUAAGCAGGAAAUUGGUCGCUUGUAUGCCCGCAACGGAAAGGAUAUGCGUAAAACGUUAAACGAGCUACAGUUCUACAUUCACAGCGAGGACGCGGAGCCUGCGACCGUCCUGCACGCUGAGCCUCAAUCCGACCGUCUGUAUCGGUUGUUUAUGGAGAAUCAAAACGAAACAAUUACCCUGGAGCUGCCCCUCGCCUUCGAUACGCUAUGGUGCAAUAUGGAAUUGGCACUACGCGAAGCGAAAAACUUCACCGAACGCACCGUCUCCGUGACUCCUAGGGGACGGAAAAAGAAACGGAAGGGCACAUAUCGGAACGGUGAUGAAGCUUUGCACGAUCGUUCGAGCACGAUCACGGCGAUGGGUGAGCUGUACGAAAACAUAAGCCGAGCGGAGGUGAGCUGGGCGGUGAUGCAACAGAACCGCAUCCGGUACGGGCGUGACCCACAGGACGAGCAGCAGCAACAGCAACUCUCGCAGGAUAUUGCCCACACGCUGCUGGAAACGUCGUGGAUCGAGUGGUUCGGAAGGAGCAACGCACGGCGGGGAAAGUCGAAGGACGAAUGCGAAGAUGAAAUCCCGUCUCCGGCCAAGAAGUACGAUGGCCUGCGCAAGUUCGAACCAGAACCAUUAAAAACCAUUGCGUCGUACGUUGGUGUUAGUGGCGUUCGAUCGCGAGUUACGAACUGCGACUAUGAACCGAUCCUGCGGCAGAUUUGCCGCACCGAGCGAGAUCGUUCCAUGCAGGAACGACGAGGCAGCCGGUUCUAUCACUAUCUGCGCAACUUCACCACGACAGCAAGCAACGUUGGGACCGGAUCGGUAACUAGUGGGUUUGGUGUGGAUCAUUUCGAGGCCCUAAGCCACCGAUUCGAAUACGUAGCAGAACCGGAAAAGGAAGAGUUGACCCCAAACGACAGCAUCAACACGUUACAAGAGUGAUGCCAGUGGAGAUGCCAGUUGAGCGGGAUUGAUCUGUGGGAAUCUGGUGAAGAAAGGCACUGUGCGUAGAAAGCUAUUUUCGGCCACUAAACAAAGUCGGGAUAUCUUUGCAAGUUUAGCUAACGUUUGCUACCUCUCUCUCUCUCUCUUUCUCUAUCUUUAUUUCUCUCUAUCUCUUUUCACUUUGCACUAAUUUAUGUUUCAUGCUUUAAAUUCAGCGGAGUUGAAGCUAUCUUUGUCCCUCAAAACACACCCGUUAGCAGGAUUCGCCCUAAGUAAUGAUCAAGCAGCCAAUGAUCGCGUAGCUGAUCUUCACCGCACAAAGAAACGGUCCCCAAACUGGAGCAACAAUCGAAACAAUCUUGUAUAUUCCGUUAGGUGUUCCCGAGCGAUGCGCGCGAGGGAUAGCAAAUACAUUGUAGAUCGAGAGCUACAGUUUUAAGCAUUAUAGUAUGAAGUGGGAAAAUAAAAACAUUAA